Molecule: messenger RNA, 601 nt
Organism: Eupeodes corollae
Lineage: Eukaryota; Metazoa; Arthropoda; Insecta; Diptera; Syrphidae
Product: rhodanese domain-containing protein CG4456
Exons: 3
Coding region: 142-477 (111 amino acids)
Cellular component (GO): mitochondrion
Molecular function (GO): thiosulfate-cyanide sulfurtransferase activity
Source: RefSeq, a predicted model, not a curated record
GUGAGUUGUUAUUUGUUAGUCUAUUGCAAAUUCUAAAAGCUGCAACCUAACCGGCAAAAUUGUUUGCAAAUAAAUUAACUUAAUUCACUUGAACAGUUUAUUUCGAUACAUAAAACCAAAGUUAUUUCUAUUUCAAUUAAAAUGGCAACUUAUGAAGACGUCAAAGACAUUCCAAAUCACCCAGAAGCAUAUCUUAUCGAUGUGAGAAAUGCUGAUGAGCUAGAAAGUACAGGCGUGAUUCCAGCCAGUAUCAACAUUCCUCUUCCUGAACUUAAAGCAGCCUUAAACAAAUCAAACGAUGAGUUCAAAGCCGCAUACAAACGACCAAAGCCGAAAGAAGAUUCUUAUAUAAUUUUCACCUGUCUUGCUGGUGGACGUGCUCAACGUGCUGCCGAACAAGCUAUUUUGCAUGGAUUUGUUAAUGCAAAAGCUUACAAAGGUUCUUGGACCGAAUGGGCCCAAAAAGAAGGCUUGUAAAAUUAAAAACAAAAUACAAAUAAAAAUUUAAACAUUUUUCUUGUAAACAAAUUUUAAGUUUGUAUAAAAUUCGAUUAACCAAUUAUAUAAACAAUUAAAACAAUAAUUUAUAAAAUUAAAUAAA